AACACGUGGCUCGAAUAGCAAUCGAAUCACGUUGAAGCUACUAGGAAUAUACCGAGACAUAUCUACUCAACUCAAUUGUGAAGCAUUUGCAUGAUCCCGUGCAUUCCACGUGUGUUGGAAGCGUCCCCACCUGCACCGUAACCACCCGGAAUAAUUCCCUAACUACCACCACCACUCUCCGUCGUCGUCUCCAUCAUUACUUUACUCGCAAUCCCUGAAUGGACCAAAUCCCCUAAACCCUCCCGAUUCGAACCAAAUUCAUGUCUCCUUCUCCUCUUCUGGCGCUCUGGAUUCUCUUUCUAGGGUUAUCAAUACCAUCCCCUUCAACCCACGCGCUUAAGGUUCCGUUCAGAGUCAACGAUGUUCUCCCCGUUCUCCCCCACGGAAUCUCGUGGCCGGUCCUCAACAGUUUCCACAGCGCCGUCGAUUUGCUCCCUUCCUUCGUCGGUUCCUUGACUCCCCACAACGCUUCCAUUCAGUGGAGAGGCGCUUGCUUUUACGACAAUGAAGCCGCGCUCGAGUUCACCGCCGCUUCCGACGCCCAAGGUUUGGGCGGCGCCGUGCUCCAUCUCAAGACAGCAGCUGCACACAGCUGGACCUGCAUGGAUCUGUAUGUUUUUGCAACACCAUAUAGGAUUACAUGGGACUACUAUUUCUCUGCACGAGAACAUACUUUAAAGUUUGAUUCGUGGGAAGAGCCUGCAGAGUUGGAAUAUGUAAAGCAGCAUGGGGUUUCUGUGUUUCUCAUGCCAUCGGGGAUGCUGGGAACGCUGCUUUCUCUAAUUGAUGUUUUGCCUCUAUUCUCUAACACUGCAUGGGGUCAGAAUGCUAACUUAGAAUUCCUAAAGAAACACAUGGGAGCUACAUUUGAGAAACGCAGUCAGCCUUGGCGUGCUACUAUUGAUCCUGCAGAUGUUCAUUCUGGAGAUUUUUUAGCUGUGUCUAAGAUCCGUGGUAGGUGGGGAGGUUUUGAGACACUGGAAAAGUGGGUAACUGGUGCAUUUGCUGGUCAUACAGCAGUUUGCUUGAAGGAUGAAAUGGGAAAUUUAUGGGUUGGUGAAUCUGGCCAUGAGAAUGAAAAGGGUGAAGAAAUCAUAGUGGUAAUUCCCUGGCAUGAAUGGUGGACAUCAGCUCUUAAAGAUGAUUCCAACCCACAGAUAGCCUUGCUUCCUCUGCAUCCAGAGUUGCGUUCAAGAUUCAACUCCACUGCAGCAUGGGAGUAUGCACGGAGCAUGUCUGGCAAGCCAUAUGGUUAUCAUAAUAUGAUAUUCAGUUGGAUUGACACAGUAGCUGACAACUAUCCUCCACCUCUUGAUGCUCACUUGGUAAUUUCUGUCAUGUCUAUGUGGACAAGAAUGCAGCCAGCUUAUGCUGCAAACAUGUGGAAUGAAGCGCUGAAUAAGCGGUUAGGGACUGAGGGUUUGGAUUUGCAUGACAUUCUGGUUGAGACUGAGAAGCGUGGGAUAGCUUUUGAUCAAUUACUUACCAUUCCCGAACAAGAUGAAUGGGUAUACAGUGAUGGGAAAUCAACAACAUGUGUCGCCUUCAUUCUUUCAAUGUAUAAAGCGGCUGGAAUUUUUGGUCCCAUUUCUAGCUCCAUUCAAGUAACUGAAUUCACUAUUCGUGAUGCAUACAUGCUUAGGAUUUUUGAGGAUAACCAAACACGUCUACCAAUAUGGUGCAACAACGAGAAUGAUCGGCUUCCAUUCUGCCAGAUUCUUGGUGAAUACAGGAUGGAAUUCCCUGGCUAUAACACCUUGGAUCCAUAUGCCAAUAUGAACGAGAACUGUCCUUCUCUUCCUCCAACUUACGAUAGGCCAUUAAAAUGCUAGACCCGUCCAUCCAUCAUUCUCGUUUUCUGAUUUGCCUGUUAUCCGCGACUCGAAGCACCAAAUAGUUCGCUAUUGUGGAAUUGUCUAUAAACCGAGGGAGAAAGUGCUGUAUUGCAUUUUCAAGUUGAUUAAGGGACACUGUAUAUAAGAAAUUUAUAUUGGUGGGUAUGGUUUGAUGUUAUAGACUUAAUGAUCAAUUGUAGGAGGAUAAUUUCCUGUGUAAUGACGAACUAUAUUCUCCUACCCCAUGCGUCAGGAAACAUAUCUAUGAAGACCAUUAUAAAUAUCAUGGCUUGAACUCAUGGUUUAGAA
Molecule: messenger RNA, 2144 nt
Organism: Cajanus cajan (pigeon pea)
Lineage: Eukaryota; Viridiplantae; Streptophyta; Magnoliopsida; Fabales; Fabaceae
Product: zinc finger MYND domain protein
Source: RefSeq, a predicted model, not a curated record